Messenger RNA from Haemonchus placei, 930 nucleotides. Lineage: Eukaryota; Metazoa; Nematoda; Chromadorea; Rhabditida; Trichostrongylidae. The record is from the annotation of a GenBank genome assembly.
AUGGUAUACUUGGCGGAAAUCGAACUCCUCUCCAGUACCCGCCGCGCUUCUCUCUACAUAAUGGAUUACUGUUCAUCACGGCCGUUGCGCUCGUCGCGAAGUGACCACACGCUCACACAGGAAGCGCGAAUCGAAGCGUUAUUGGACGAGAUGCGACCGUAUCAACAACGAUCUCGUCCAAUUCGGAUUUCUGACGAUGACGCUCCGCCUCCAUCUCCACCCAGUUACGACGUCAUUUUCCAACCAAAACAUGCCCCUCCACCUUACAGCCAGUUGGUCCUACGACCAGUACAGUCCGUAUGGACGGUCCUUGAUCGUGAGCCGUUGUCGAAGCCUAAUAUUCGACCGACCUGGGCUGGCUGUCCAAAACCUUUGAAGGAUUCCUAUCUUGCCCCAUUUGUAAACCAUUCUCAAAAUGGCUACUCUACGAUGUUUCCAAGUGCUGCUAUUGGACAAAAUGGAUUUUUGUCCUCAGAGAGUAUGAAGAAAAUACCCUUGACCGAUGACUCGACGACGUCGACAUUUUCGCUUCCGGACGAUUCCGUCGUUGAUGAUCUUGACUGCGGAAUCACUCCGAGAAAUACCCCUCGUCAAGCUAGCUUCAUGGCAGCGAUGACACGACAGGAAAUGAGCGAUCAAGAUGACGACGCAAUGCGCUGUUGCCUAACGAAGCAGGCGACGCCGCUCGUACCGCGGCGCGUCGCAGAUGCGGCCAAGCCGACUGCCCGUGACGUGAUUUUGCGGAAUACAACGAAUCGUGAGAACAGACGGACCACUGUAUACGGCGACCAUAUCUUCUCAAAGCAAACUCGACAUGAAUCACAACGCGAUCUGAAUCAUAAUGGUGGGUGUGGCUGUAAUAUGAGCUCUGUAUUAUUUUUCUUUUUGAAACUUUCCCGUUUCGACAUUUAUUAUUACAGUAUGCCGUAA